Messenger RNA from Striga asiatica, 2000 nucleotides. NCBI's taxonomy places the organism in Eukaryota, Viridiplantae, Streptophyta, Magnoliopsida, Lamiales, Orobanchaceae. The record is from the annotation of a GenBank genome assembly.
UUUUAAACUUUUUAUAUGAACAAUCAUGCACCAAAUGCCUUUGUUUAUGGCCGCCUAAGAGUGCCUUGUUUAAUCCAUGGACCUCAGGGUUGAUGAGGGCCUUUAUCUUCUCCCACCUCCAACCCGAUUUCUGGUUUCUGUCCAUCUCUGAAACCUCAAUCUCUCUGGUUUUGCCUUCCAUUGUCGGAGAUUUUUCCCUUUUAUCGUAUCUACGUGAGCAAAUUCAGCUCGAAACAGAACAGGCCAUCUUCUCUAACCGAGUGCGCCGUCAUUUUCAUUUAUGAUGAAUCCGUCAAACUCUUACUGGAGCGAUUGAUUAAUUUCUUCAAGUAAUUUUUUUCUCCGGCCGAAAAAAUGGAUCUGCUCUCUACCAAAAAUCAUACCCGAAUGCGUUCCACAAAGGAUGACCUCAUCCUCUCCAUCCUCCCACUCUUGAAACUCAUCUGCCUCACAGUUAUCGGCUUAAUCCUCAGCCACCCCAAAACCCAACUAGUCCCCAAAGCCACCUUCAAACUCCUCAGCAAGCUCGUAUUCGCCCUUUUCCUCCCCUGCACCAUCUUCAUCCACCUCGGCGAGACCAUAACCCUCGAAAAUUUCUUCAAAUGGUGGUUCAUUCCCGUAAACGUCAUCCUCAGCACAGCCAUCGGCUGCCUUUUGGGCCUUCUAGUCGCCAAAAUCUGCCGCCCUCCGCCCGAAUACUUUCGCUUCACCGUCAUCAUGACUGCCUUCGGCAACACUGGCAAUCUCCCCCUCGCCAUAGUGGGCUCCGUCUGCCACAGCCCGGAUAACCCUUUCGGGCCCUCUUGUAACGUUCUCGGCACCGCUUACGUGUCGUUUGCCCAAUGGGUAGCUGUCCUUCUCGUCUACACGCUCGUCUACCACAUGAUGGAGCCCCCAAUGGAAUACUAUGAGCUCGUCGAGGACAACGAGAUUCACGAGCACGUUGGGCCCGCUGCUGACCUCAGCAGGCCUCUUCUCGUCGAAGCCGAGUGGCCUGGAAUGGAAGAUCGAGAGACCGAACACUGUAAAACCCCGUUAAUCGCUCGGGUUUUCGGGAGCUUCUCGCAAUCUUCAAUCCCGGAGCCCGAUUCUUUAGAGGAAGGUGGAGAAUUAAGUGAUUCGGGCCCGAAAAGCCCGAAAUCUGUCAGGUGUUUGGCUGAGCCGCGAGUGGUGAGGCGAAUAAGAAUCGUGGCUGAAAAGACUCCAAUCCUUCACAUUCUCCAGCCGCCGAUGGUGGCAACUCUGUUGGCUUUCUUUGUUGGGAUGGUGCCACCGAUUAAGUCGGUGGUGUAUGGUGAAGAUGCCAUGCUGGCGUUCGUGAGUGAUAGUCUGGAAAUAUUGGCUGCGGCUAUGGUGCCGUCUGUGAUGCUUAUUCUUGGUGGGAUGCUUGCGGAAGGGCCCGACGAGUCGAGGCUCGGGGGAAGGACGACUGUUGGGAUUAUGGUGGCGAGGCUUGUGGUGCUGCCGAUUAUUGGGAUUGGGGUCGUGUGUUUGGCGGAUGUGUUGGGGUUUUUGGUGAAUGGGGAUCAGAUGUAUAGGUUUGUGCUUCUGUUGCAGUACACGACUCCGAGUGCGAUUUUGCUGGGCGCUGUUGCGAGUUUGAGAGGGUAUGCGGUGAAGGAGGCCUCGGCUUUGCUGUUUUGGCAGCACGUGUUUGCGGUUUUGUCGCUGGCGAUUUGUGUCAUUGUUUACUUCAGGAUGUUGCUCUCGUACGUGUGAGCUCAUAACUCACAAAGAGUGGAAAUACUAUGAGUGGGUAUUCUCAUACACACACAUUUUGGUCUCGCGGUACACGAGGAGUUUGUGAAUAGUUCAGUUUGUACGAAGCUUGUUAUGUUCAAUGUAUUUAAUAAAAUAGCGGAAAGGAAGAUUUAUAUUUUUCUUGGGGCAUUGGGGUUCUGUUCUGUGUAUAUCUAUGGUAAAUUUUAUGACACAUUUUUUUGAUAAUAAGACCAUCUUUAUCCCCUCCCAACCCAACAGAUAAAUAUGGUCUAAAAUAU